GCUAAACUACCCAGCUUUCUGUUAAGCUGAAGAGCUUAAGGGUCCGGCAAUGGAGGGGCAGCUCGACUGGGGAAGGCAGGAGGUGGACGGGUUGAGGAAAGGCCCGUGGACCAGCCAGGAGGACAAGCUGCUCGUUGAGCAUGUCCGGCAGCACGGCGAAGGGAGGUGGAACUCCGUCUCCAAGCAUACAGAGCUGAAGAGAAGUGGCAAGAGUUGCAGGCUGCGGUGGGUUAACUACCUGAGACCUGAUCUAAAGAGAGGCAAGAUCACACCCCAAGAGGAGAGCAUCAUAGUCCAGCUCCAUGCUUUGUGGGGAAACAGGUGGUCGACGGUCGCGCGCAGCCUCCCGGGCAGGACGGACAACGAGAUCAAGAACUACUGGAGGACGCACUUCAAGAAGGGCAAACCGUCCAAGAACAUCGAGCGCGCGAGGGCGCGGUUCUUCAAGCAGCGCCGCGAGAUGCAGAGCCAGCAGCAGCAGCAGCAGCAGCAGCCGCUGGGGCAGGUCGGCAAGGACGACGAGAACCAGCACGGCGGUGCGCGCACCGGCAUGAUCGACGACGUCGGCAGCCCGGUCGAUGACGCGUGCACGGCGAGGACGGUAGCCGAAGCCGGCCGCCAUCACGAGGACCUGAUCAUGCAUGACGCCAUGGACUUCAUGUGCCCCAUGUCGUCCUGCGCCCUCCUCCUCCACGGCGCCGGGCAGGGCGGCGGCGCGGGCAGCUGCUGCGGCUCCACCAGCGAGGAGUACGGGUCGAGCGAAGAGGAUGGCGCCACGUGGGGCACCCUUUGGAACCUCGAGGACAUGGUCGACGACGUCUUCAACGGCGGAGCACGCACGCUGUGGUAGAUAGAUAAAUAGAUUCACCUUGCUCCCGCUAGGUGAUUAACUAGCUGCUGCAUGCGGCAUGCCUUCUAUUAGAGGAGAGAGAAAGAAAGAUAGAGAUCCGAGAGGGGUGCGGGCAGCUAGUUCUAGUUGAUCCUGUUGUCGUGGUACUGUGGAUAAGGACGGAACAACAACUGCCGUACGUCCACUUUGCAGCAGCAGCACCCUCAGCUGAUGACACGUUAAAGCUCCGGAACACUUUCUUUCUGGGAAACAGAAGAGGUUUUGUUGGAAAAAUAAGACAUAUUUAGAUUUAAUUUAAUCUAAAAAUAAUUUAUAAAUAGAAACUGAUAAA
Messenger RNA from Phragmites australis (common reed), 1181 nucleotides. RefSeq names its product MYB-like transcription factor EOBII. The transcript is spliced from 3 exons. The record is from RefSeq and is a predicted model, not a curated record. Bases 50 to 850 code for a protein of 266 amino acids. Lineage: Eukaryota; Viridiplantae; Streptophyta; Magnoliopsida; Poales; Poaceae. Gene Ontology annotation, molecular function: DNA-binding transcription factor activity; sequence-specific DNA binding. Gene Ontology annotation, biological process: regulation of DNA-templated transcription. Gene Ontology annotation, cellular component: nucleus.